This is a messenger RNA of Strigops habroptila (Kakapo), 1967 nucleotides long. It is a transcript of the gene FSTL3, whose product is annotated as follistatin like 3. Bases 79 to 831 code for a protein of 250 amino acids. Lineage: Eukaryota; Metazoa; Chordata; Aves; Psittaciformes; Psittacidae. The transcript has 5 exons. Gene Ontology annotation, molecular function: protein binding; activin binding. The record is from RefSeq and is a predicted model, not a curated record. Gene Ontology annotation, biological process: cell differentiation; multicellular organism development; regulation of BMP signaling pathway.
GCCGCCGCCUCACAGGCAACAGGUCGCCGGAGCGUCCCGGCCCGGUCCCGGUCCCGGUCCCGCCGCCCCAGCCCGGCCAUGCCGCUGCGGCUGGCGCUCUGCCUGCUCGCCCUCUGCAGCCCCCCCGCCGCCGCCGCCGCCGCGCACGGUGGGAUCUGCUGGCUGCAGCAGGGGAAGGAGGCCAAGUGCACCAUGAUCCUGAAGACGGGCGUGACGUGGGAGGAAUGCUGUGCCAAUGGCAACGUGGACGUCGCCUGGUCUAACUACACCUACCCAGGCAACAAGAUCAGCCUGCUGGGCUUCCUGGGGCUGGUGACCUGCCACCCAUGCAAAGAGAGCUGCGAGGGGGUGGUGUGCGGCCCCGACAAGGUCUGCAAGAUGAAGCACGGGCGUCCCCAGUGCGCCUGUGCCCCCGACUGCUCCAGCCUGCCCCGCAAGCUGCAGGUCUGCGGCUCUGACGGCUACACCUACCGCGACGAGUGCGACCUGCUGACGGCCAAGUGCAGGGACCACCCCGACCUCGAAGUCAUGUACCAGGGCAAAUGCAAAAAGUCCUGCUCCAGCGUGGUGUGCCCCGGCACCCACACGUGCGUGGUGGACCAGACGGGCAGCGCCCACUGCGUGAUGUGCCGGACGGCGCCUUGCCCCGAGCCCACCAGCCUGGACCAUGCCCUCUGCGGCAACAACAACAUCACCUACCCCUCAGCGUGCCACCUCCGGCGGGCCACUUGCCACCGCGGCCGCUCCAUCGGCGUGCGCCACUACGGGAGCUGCUCGGCUGCGGCCAAAUUCUCCCCGGAGACGGACAACGUGGAAGAGAACUACGUGUGAAUCCUCCCUCGCCACGAGGCCGGACCCAGGAGACAGGGGCAUUAUGUGUAUAUUGUACAAACCAUAUACCUGAUAUUUAUUAAGAUAAAACCUUCCUUUAUUUAUACCUGUGUAUGUUAUGCAGUCGCAGGGGAGCAGGGCAGGGGGCUCCCGGAGCAAUUCCGAGCCACCUUGGGGAUGCUCCGGUGCCUGUGGGGGUGUCGGUGCUGCCGUGCAUUGAGCCCCCCCCUCGUGUCCUUGGCCGCCAGCCCUGGGCCUAUUUAUUUUUGGAUGGAAUUCGCAGUACUGUGCUGACGUUCCUGGCCGGGACCUUGAGGUCCAGAGGGAAUCUGUGCUUUCGCCUUCCCCAGCUGCCAGUGGCAGGAAGGGCAGCACGGUGCUGCAGAGGAUUGGAGAUGGGUCAAUAUGUAUUUAUAUACAUAUAUAUACGUGUGUAUAUAUAUAUGUGUAUGUAAUUUCCUCCUAAGGUUUUAGUUGAAGUUGAAGUUUUCCUGGUCCCCUCCAGCCCAGGCUCCCUCCCAUCACUGGAGGUGAUGCUGGUGCGAUGGUGGCCAUGCAGCACUGCCCACCAUGGGCCAUGGCAGCCCUGACUGGCGGGCACGACUGUCCCCUUGAGCUCCCCACCACUGCAGUGCCCUCACCCACAGCCCAUCACCCGGCUCCCGUCUGCCCAGAGCCCUCUUCAUCCCUCCUUCCAUCCCUCCCAGGACAGUGCUCAGCUCCCAGCCCCACUGCAGAGCUGCUGUGGGGUGGCCGUGGGGAGCAUGGCUUGGCAGAGGGGGACAGGAGGGGAUGGUGGCCCUGCCUGGCAUCCCCCCGGACACCCCCUGCUCUGUUGACUGCUCUGUCAACACCCUCUGUAUUUAUUUUUACUACUUCUCUCAAGUUGCGUGUUGUCACCUGUGUAAAUAACAUCUCAUCUCUGACACUGAAAAGCUAUUGCCUUUAUAUAAAUAUCAUAUAUAUAUUUUAUAUAUAUAUAAAAAAAAGUACCAUAUUUUCUAUUUUUGUAUGGUUGCGUUCCGAUUCCUGCAGCAGACGCUCUGGGAACACCCCCAUUUCCUACUCGGCAGUGUUAGGGGCAUUUUACAGCUGUGUUACAAUUUGGAUUAUCAUUAAAACCCAGAAUAAACGGU